CUUUGUUUUGGAAAUUUUCGCACAACCCGACAACCAAAACCUGGGCACAGCAGCGCUGUAGAAUUGAACAGCAGCAGCACAAACGUCGUUCCAAUCGCGUACAUUGAGCGUAUACCUACUUCCUCUACAGCGUGACAACUCUACAGCAGGGGCAAAAGGUCGCACGUUCAAGACUGGCGAUGCAUUGCCGCUCGCCCCUGGUCAUCAGCACCGCCCUGCUGGUGACCAUUUUGGCGCUGUUGUCCCCGCCCGCCACAGCGAUUGUGGAUAUCCCGCGCUUCUUUUCCGAAGCCACUCCGCACUCAACCCUCACUCAAGCAGGCACAUAUCCAAGCCUGAAAGGUGACGUGGUCAACUCAAACGAUGCCGCAACCUUGUCCAUGUCUGCAUGGAUGCGCGCCUCUUUUUCCACCAAUACCGGCGGCACCCAGUUGCUGUGGGAUGUUGGCAGCAGCGUGACGGGCGUAUCGCUCGUGUACACGGCCACCAACACCGUGCGGGCCACCAUGUGCAGCGCCGGCCAGGUGAUACUUGCCCUCGAACACAACAUCACCGCAUCACACCUGGACGCGGGUGCGAACGUGGACGUCGUGUUCUCGCUCGACCGCCGUACGGACGGCGUGGUGAACCAGACUGCGCGCCUGCGUGUAGGCGACGAGGAGCACGUGGCUGUCGUCGACAUGACCCCACUGUGGAGCGAUAGCGACGCAACCGCGUUUCUGGCGCCCAUGUCCAGCAACAUCUGCACCGGUUCUGCUGGUGCUGUCGUUGACUUUGCCGACGGUCAGGCGGACCUGGACCUUGGCCUCAACAUCUAUACCAACUGGUUCUACUUUGACAAGCCCGUGACAGGAGACUGGUACAGCACGGACCGGCCCCGCGCCCAGUUUGGCAUCCCACCCGAUCUGCAGUACUUGGAGGCGGGCGACUACGCCAGCAUCAACGACGAGUCAUUCAACGGCAAGCAGAACGCCGACGUUGCUCCCAUCACGUUCUACGUGUCUGUGCAGCUGCACCCGAAAUACCUCAACGUGGACGGCUCACCUCCCUCGCCGGAGGUGCUGAUUGAGAUUGGCGGGCACAAGGUUGGCCUGUCGCUGUUCUACGCCGCGCCGCACACACUCGUGCUCAACAAGUGCGGCGGUUCCAUCACGAUUGUGUACGAGGUGCCGGAGGAGCUCACAGGCACCGGCGACAGCACGCCGUUCCUGGAUAUCAUGUUUGGACGCGAUUUCAGCGACAACCUCUUUCUUGUUGUCAACGGAGAGGCAGUGCCGCCUGUUGCGCUCGGCGCUGCGAAUGAUAUUGCGGGCACAGACCGGUCGGGCGUGCUGCAGAUUGUCAAGAACUACUGCAAUGGUGAUGGAAGCUACGUCAACUCGCGCAACGAGGGCGUUGAGUUCACCAGCGGCACGGUGGACUGGAACAUUGGCUUCAGCUUGUGGGUGGAGGAGGUCUACGACCCCGCCCUCACUACCGAUCCAUCAAUCUGCCAGCACGGCGUAAUCCUGACGAAGCACUCGACAGGCCUGGCCUACUGCUCCUGUCUGCCUGGUUUUGGCGGGAUGCGGUGCGAUGAGGAGGAUUUGUCCACUCUUCCCGCCACGUGCUACGAGUCAGAGGCGCCGUUGACGACAGGACCGCAGCUGCUUCGCCCAAACCCAACAGCAUCGCCCAUUGCCCUCUACUGUGACAUGGACUACUGGGGAGGCGGCAACACGAUGUGCGGCAAGUUCCUGCGGGACAACACUGUAGGAAAGCAGUUCCUUGACAGCGAUUUUGGUCGUGUAACGAGUGAUGAUGCAGGCUCCUACGACCUGUCCUCCCUGGCCAACUCUGCUUCCACCGGGUACCAGGCGUCCCAUGAUUGCCGCCAUCUGAUUGAGGGGCGCGAGCAGGGUGUUUUUAUGAACGCCGGCAGCGACAAGGACGGCAGCAGCAUGAUGGACGCGGUGCUGUUCACCACCAUCCUCCCAGAGGUGCUGCGCAAUGCCAGCAGUCUCCUCGACGUGCGCCAGCGACCCGACGCGCUCGUUGGCGACGUCGGGUGCCAGGCAGGUGUGUUGGAUGUGUUCACGGCUGAUGGCGAGGCGGCCACGACUUUGUACCCGUUUGACCUCACCGGUGCCGCCCUUGUCAACACCAGCACCAUGUGGGUCAACUACGCCAAGGACGGUGCAAUCAUGUCAGCGUCCGCCACUGACUCGUGCAUGGACACGGGCGAGAACUUGGUGUUCUGGGGCUUUGAGGAUGCAAGCGGCCGUGUGCCCAACUAUCGCUGCAGUUCGCAGGGUGUGGUCACCAUUGGCACAUACUGUGGCGCAGCCAGCGCCCCCAGCUUCAGGAACAACUACCUGCUGGUGAAAGCGACGCCGCCAGCGCGGGAUCAGGUGAAGGCGCUGAUUGGCGAGGCAGACUGGACGCUGCGCUCGUUUGGUGCAGCCACCAGCACACCCACUGCGUUCAGGCAGCAGUCAGCCACGUUGGAGGUGGUGACCAACUUUCUCAAGGUGCCUGUGGGCCAGAGCGAGCUCAUCUUCACGGUGGGCACGGCCAGCAACGGUGUUACGGUUGCAUACGCGGCCCCAUACAACCUCCAGCUCUUCUUCUGCGCCGACAGCGUCACCCAACAGGAAACGUUUCGGUUGCACGACUUCCACAUUACGGGUGGACAGCAGAGCUUGGCCCUGUCUUUACUCAAGCAGACAAACGCGUACGCCGUUGUUCUCUACGUGGACUUUGUCCCCGUUGCAGUCACGGGCGCUGUGGUGUCCAACGGGCAGUGGGCAGGCAGCGACAGCAUAAGUUUCUUCAGCACCGCAUCCGGUGUGUGUGGAGGAACCUUCCGGGCCCCAGUGUCACAGCGCGUGAACCCUCUUCGUGGCCUGCGCAUGUGGACGGGCAAGGCAUUUUCCAACGAGGACCGGUGCGCGCUGACAAACGCGUGCUUCAACGGCGGCACGUGCCUCAACGGCUGGUACGACCCGCCGCUGUGCGAGUGCGCCCCUGGUUUCACGGGGCCGGCGUGCGCGGAUGACAUUGACGAGUGCGCGUCGCCGAGCCUGAACAACUGCCACAAGUACGCCGACUGCGAAAACGUGCCGUCCACGUUCACCUGCCGCUGCAAGUUUGGCUUCACGGGCAACGGCACGCACUGCAUCGAUGUCACCGACCCGGCCAUCACGUGCCCGGCGUCUGUGGUGUCGACGGACGUGUUUAUCAGCUGGAGCAGCCCCAACGCCACAGACAACGUGGACGACGGCGUGAGCGUUUCGUGCGACACUAGGCCGCAGACGUUUCCCAUUGGCACAACGGCUGUCACGUGCACGGCUACGGACGCAGCAGGCAACCAGGCGCAGUGCAGCUUUGACGUGACUCGACUGGAUGCGCAGCCACCCGUGUUUCCAGAGUGCCCCGCGGCGAUGGUGGUGGGCACUGACCGGUUCUCAAACAAGCACACGCUCUCCUAUGCUGUUCCGCUUGCCAUUGACAACCACAUUCCCAACGUGCCAGUGACGUGCACGCCCGAACCGGGCGAGGACGUGGCAAUUGGCACCACGAGCGUCACGUGCGUUGCCGACGACGGAAGGAAUCGGGCGUUCUGCAGCUUCAGCAUCACUGUGGAGGACCAAGAGCCGCCGCUCCUCAGCUGUCCUGGUGAUGUGCAGACGACGGCGCCACCGGGAGCCACCAGCGUCAACACCAUUGCCCUGCCCAACCCAACGGCCCUUGAUGCUGUGGACAACGACCCGAGCAGCCUCGACGUCUCGUGCAAUGCAACCGCGAACCAGCCUUUCCUGGUCGGCUACACCGUGGUCGAGUGCUCGGCGGAGGACACGAGCGGCAACAGGGCGACGUGCACGUUUGAGGUUGUUGUGCGCGACGAGACAAACCCGACAGUCACAUGCCCUGCAAACAUGGGCGUGGCCACGGACGCCGGCAUGCCAACCGCAGUGGUGGACACGGUGUCGCUGCUGACGGCAUCCGACAACGGACGCAUUGCGCGCAAGGCGUGCACGUGGGACGCCAGCACGCCCAUGCCCAUUGGCAGCAACACGGUGACGUGCGAGGUGGAGGACGAGUUUGCCAACAGCGCGUCCUGCUCCUUCACCGUGACGGUGAGCGAUGCGGAGCCACCCGUGAUUGUGUGCAGCAACAACGUGACGGUAAGCACGGAGGUCAGCGUUGCGGACGCCGCUGUCACCUUUGGGCUGCCGAGUGUGAGCGACAACUCUGGCCGCGUGGCCUCUGUCAGCUGUGACACGCCAACGCAAGGGCGCUUUGGUAUUGGCGAGACGAUCGUACGCUGCUCUGCGCGUGAUGUCGCCGGCAACAGCGCCUCGUGUGCGCUCAGCAUCAGCGUGAUGGAUACAGAGCCACCUGCACUCGGGUGUCCGCCUGCGAUGUCGGUGUCCACAGACGCUGGUCUGAGCACGGCCGCCAUUGAGUUUGCACCCACCGCAAGCGACAACAGUGGUAUGUCGGUGGCCAUCAACUGCACAGUGCCUUCGCCGGCCGACCUUGGCGUGGGGGCGUACGCCGUUGCCUGCAGUGCUGCGGAUGUGUCUGGCAACAGGGCGACGUGCACGUUUGACGUUGUUGUGUUUGACGAGGAGCCGCCGGUGCUGUCGUGCCCCGACUCGCUGCAGCUCAAGGCCCCAGGCAAUGCCACGUCCGUUGUUGCCAACUGGACUACUGUGGCUGCCGCAGACAACAGCGGAGAGCCCGUCACUGUGACAUGCUCGCACAACGUUGGCGACGCCCUGAACGUGAGCGUGCACCACGUGGACUGCAGCGCAAGGGACGCGUACGGCAACACGGACGAAUGCGCGUUUGUGGUGACCGUUCAAUCGGACCUGGCGCCGACGGUGACAUGCCCCAACGACAUUGUCACCCAGACGUCGCUUGGCACGUCUGUGGCCGUGGUGCGCUGGGCUGAUGCCGCCACUGCCGUGGACAACGCCGAUGCGACGCUGCCCACACGAUGCUUUCCACCAGCGGGCCGGCGCUUCGAGAUUGGCGCGCACUUUCCAUACUGCAUGGCGGUGGACGCCAGCAGCAGGGUGGGCUACUGCUCCUUCAAGGUGACGGUGUUGGAUGUGGAACCGCCCGUGUGGGAGUGCCCGGACCACAUCACCAUCACGACGGCGAGAAACGAGAGUUACGGUGUUCUCAACGCCACCACGCCGACUGUCAGCGACAACUCGGGCCAGGUGGUGGCGCAGUCGUGCACACACGCGCACGGGGAUUUGCUGCCUUUCGGCGACACGACGAGGCGGUGCGAGGCAGCCGACCCUUCUGGAAACAGGGCGGUGUGCAACACGACCAUCACGGUGGUUGAUGCGCAGCCCCCGUCCAUCACAUUUCUUCAACCGGACCUGGUCGUGGAGACCAAGUUCCGGGAAAGCUACGCCGUGGUGGUGCUGCCUGAUCCCGUGGCGUGGGACAACGUUGGUGUGACGCGCGUGAGCUGCAACGCCAGCUCCGGUGCAUUUGCCAUUGGCGUGCACCACGUGCGCUGCGAGGCGGAGGACGCGGCUGGCAACACCAACGCUGGACAAUACCGCGUCACCGUCGUUGAUGUGGAGCCACCGGUGCUGACCUGUCCCCAAUCCAGGGUGGUGGUCGUGAGGGCGGGACCGGGUGGUGAUGUCGACGGCGACAGCGCGUUUUACCUCAGCACAACCUCGCCUGUCACAACGACAGAUGUCAGAACAGCACCCGUGAUACCAACGACACCCACUGCUGGCAUGACCAUGCCAGGCCUUGCGACCAUGAAUGUCAGCGCAUCCAAGACUGCGACCAGCACCGCAGCAACAUCAACGACAACGACAACAACGACAACAACGGAGAGCGAACCGUCUGCAGCUGCAAAGUCCCGCAGCAGACGUGAAACGUCUCGGACGGGUGAAGACAACACGCUCACGCUGUUGCUUGUGGGCACGCGGGAGUUGUUCACAGUGUAUUAUGGUGACAACAGUGACAGCGACAGGCAAGCGGCGAGCAUCACCAUCUCCUGCGUGGUUGUGGACGGCUCACCUGCCCUUGGUGUGGGUAACGUGACACGGGUGCAAUGCAGUGGCGUGGAUGCGUCCAUGAACGAGGCAUCCUGCUCCUUCCUGAUUGCUGUGCAGACGGCGGACGCGCCAGAACUCGCCUGUGACGGGCCCGUGACAGUGGUGGCAGUAGACGGCACAGCAGCGCCCGUUUCUGUGCAGGCGCCAGUGCAGACGAGGGCAUCAGAACCUCUGGCACUGAGCGUGGCGGAGUGCGUGCUGCCGGCAAGCAGCGAGCUGCCUGUUGGGGAGCACGACGUGGUCUGCUUUGGGAAGGUGGUUGACCUUGUGCCGGCAACCUCCUCCGCCGCUCCAACAACUGCAGCGCCAGCGAGUGAUGACGACGACACUGCUGUCGGCACCAGCACCAACAGCGACGGCGACGACGAUGAUGACUAUGAUCAUGUUGCGUCUGCACCCACGACUCUGCCAGCAACAUCAGAGUCGUUUAUUGGCUUCUGCUUCUCACGUGUGUAUGUGCUUGAGGCGACACCGCCGGACAUUGAGUGCCCCUCCGAUGUGCGAGUGGCUCUGCCAUCUACACCGCUUGCACAAACGGCUGCUGUGGUCUUGUUGGACCCCGCUGCAUCCGACAACGAGGGCCUGGCUGGCGUGUCAUGCAGCGAGCCCAACAUUGCGUCGUUCCCCGCGGGGCGUCACACAGUCAACUGCACGGCUGUGGAUGUGUAUGGCAACCGCGCCACGUGCGGCUACACGGUGACGGUGAUUGAUGAGCACCCGCCUGUGCUGGAGUGCCCGACGCUCGUCUCGACGACCGUCUCUCGUCUCACGGAGGCAGCCGUUGCAGUGGACAUUGGGAUCAUCGAGGCACGCGACAACACGGGUGCAACAUUCAGCACCGCUGACAGCAGCAGCAACGGCGGCGGUGACGGUCUCGUUGGCGACUUGGUUGUGGCCUGCAGUGCACCCGCUGGCGGCCGCUUCCCCGUCGGACAACGCACGGAGGUGACGUGCACCUCGACAGAUGCAGCCGGCAACACGGGCACAUGCGCAUUUGCGGUCGAGGUUGGCGUGGACUGCAUUGGCCAGUGGUCGGAGUGGGUGUGCGAGCGCUGCCCAAACAGGGUGGAGCACCGGGCGUUCCAAGUGAGCGCCUUCCCAGUCCUGGGUGGGGCCGCGUGUCCGGGAGAGCAGCAGCGAGCGUGUGUCGAUGCAGAACCAUGCUUCUUCCUGCGCACGUCCUUGGUGAUCGGGCCCGUCCUGGACAUUGAUGCGGCCAUGGGGCCACUUCGUGCAGACUUGGUCGCGUUCUUGACCGAUGUCCUACCGCAGAUUGCGCGCGUGUAUGGGGUUGAGUAUGACGAGGCGAUGGCGUCAAUGACCAUUGAGGGCGUUUUCGCCACAUCCGCCCCCACACCAGCCGUCACCAUCAGCGACACGACCGAUGCCAGCAUCAGCAACAGCAACAGCGCCAACACCGUGGACGACGACGGCGCUGGUGAUGCUGCGGCGAACGGGAUGCGCCGAAGAAGCAGUGAUGACGAUGACGACGAUGGUGGCAGUGCUGGUGAUGAUGACGGCAGCAUUGCGGAGGUUGUCAAGGACCACUUGAAGGUGUCUGUGCUGAUUGACGCUGAGCGGACGCCUGCACUGGCAAUGCUUGAUGCACUUGAGGCGACAAUGAGCGACAGCAGCAACACGGCGGCGGUGGCGGCAAAUGAGGUGUUGGCGAUCCUGCGCGCGGGCGACCCCGAAGAUGUGUUCGAGGACGUAUCCGUGGCGGUGUUCACCAGCGUGACGGCGCAGUCUGUACUUGAGACCACGAGCACAACAGUCUUGACGACAUCCAACACCCCGACAACCGUUGGGUCCAGAACUGAAACGUCACUGCAGGCGCAGGUACCGCUCAUUGCAGGGGUGUGUGCCGCUGCGCUCAUCCUCGUCGUCCUGAUUGUGGGCGCGGUUCUGGUGCGCUUGAGGAAGGACGAACCAAUUGUGCUGGCGCGUCGCAGUCCGUCCACGCGGCGACACCGCACCAGCACGCUCAAGCGCAGUGACAUUAUCAAGAUCAGAGGCCUGCAUCAUGAGGAGGAGGCGGAGUACCUCGAGAUGAACACCCUCAACAACCCGCUGUACGACAGCAAGGACGGCACCAACGGCAGCGAUGGUGAAGAGGAGGAGGACUUGUAUGAUGUGGUGCGCGCACCCAACGCAUCGGAUACGUCAAGUGACGACGAUGACGACAUCAUGGGCAAGGACAUGUUUGACUUCGCUGGGGAUGAGGAUGAGGAGGACGCCGAUGAUGGUUUCGGUCUCUUUGGCGGCACUGUGGAGCGCAAUGACUACAGCAGUGCGAAUAACAUGCCAGUGGAGGAGAUGAGCGAUGAUGAUUUGGAUGCGCAAGUGGACAUGGACAUGGUCGCUGCGUUUGAGCGCCGUGAUCCGCUGGGCUUGUCCGCGAACAAGAACCGCAACAGCAGCUACGGCGGCGACAGUGGCGAUGAUGAUGAUGAUUAUGAUGACAAUGAUGGCGAUGGCGAUGACGAGGAGGACAUCUCGGGCCUGUUUGGGUUUGGGCAGCAGGAUCCCAUUGUUGCCGAUCUGAUGGACGGGCUCAUGUCAUCGGAGAAGAUGAUCAACCACCGCAAGAUCCAGAACCUCGAGGAGAAGAACAGGGAGUUGCAGCGGCAAUUGUCCAUGUACACAUCCCAGCAGCCCUCACCCAUGCGCGGUGCAUCGCUCACAGAAGGUCCCGUGAUGACAAGCACACCUGUGCCUGUUGGCGUUGCUGAUGACGACAAGAACGCGCCGUCGCGUGUGUCCGUGGAGCGACCGGCAACGCUGUGGAUGGACGAUGGCGAUGGCGAUGGCGAUGAUGAUGUGGUGCCGCCUGGUGGUGUUGAGACGAGUGCAGACGAGUGGCUGCCAAGGUAG
This is a messenger RNA of Salpingoeca rosetta, 8951 nucleotides long. RefSeq names its product epidermal growth factor. Lineage: Eukaryota; Choanoflagellata; Craspedida; Salpingoecidae. The transcript is spliced from 13 exons. The coding region runs from base 180 to 8951 and encodes 2923 amino acids. Gene Ontology annotation, molecular function: calcium ion binding. The record is from RefSeq and is a predicted model, not a curated record.